This is a messenger RNA of Rhinocladiella mackenziei CBS 650.93, 2064 nucleotides long. RefSeq lists its product as uncharacterized. Gene Ontology annotation, molecular function: guanyl-nucleotide exchange factor activity; translation initiation factor binding; translation initiation factor activity. The record is from RefSeq and is a predicted model, not a curated record. NCBI's taxonomy places the organism in Eukaryota, Fungi, Ascomycota, Eurotiomycetes, Chaetothyriales, Herpotrichiellaceae. Bases 1 to 2064 code for a protein of 687 amino acids. The transcript has a single exon. Gene Ontology annotation, cellular component: eukaryotic translation initiation factor 2B complex. Gene Ontology annotation, biological process: biosynthetic process.
AUGCCACCCAAAGCCCAAAAAGCUGCUGGCGCCAAAGGAAGAUCCGGAGAUGACUCCAAGGAAGAUCCUUUGCAAGCAGUCAUCAUCGCCGACACCUUUGAGACCAGAUUUAUCCCGUUCACCGUCGAAAGACCAAGAUGCUUACUCACCCUCGCCAACACUCCCUUGAUCGAGUACAGUCUGGAAUAUCUAGCCAGCGCGGGUGUCCAGAUUGUUUACAUCUAUGCCGGUGCUCACGUCGACCAGGUGGAAACGUACAUUGACGGCUCUCGUUGGAAAUCCUCCAAUUCUCCCUUCGAGAGCCUCACCUUGUUGAGAUGUGUGGCUAGCUCCGUCGGCGAUGUAAUGCGAGAUUUGGACCAGAAACAUCUGAUCGCCGGAGAUUUCAUUGUGGUCAGCGGCGACAUUGUCUCCAAUUUCCCAAUUGAAAGGGCCUUGAAGCAACACAAAACCCGGAGAGAAAAGGACAAAAAUGCCAUCAUGACUAUGAUUCUUAGGGAGGCUGGACCAGGCAUCCAUGAUCACAGUGGAGGGGUCGUACCCACCUUCGUCCUCGAUCCCACCAAGGAUCGAUGUUUACAUUACGAGGAAGCCUCUCCUGGCACCCGAUCCACCACUCAAAUCGACCCCGAGGUCUUGAAAUCACCAGAAAUAGACGUCAGGCAGGACCUCGUCGAUUGUCGCAUUGACAUAUGUACUCCCGAUGUGCUUAGCCUUUGGUCCGACAACUUCGACAACCAGGUACCCCGCAAGGACUUUCUGUUCGGCGUUUUGAAGGACUAUGAGUUGAAUGGCAAAUCCAUCCACACUUAUAUCGUCAACGACCACUAUGCAUCCCGGGCGGCAGACUUUUGGUCUUACAACUCUAUAUCCCAAGAUUUCAAGCAAGGCCUGAUCACCUCAUUAGCUGUCGAAAAUAAUGUUUUUGGCAGCACUCGAUACAGCCGCUCUCAAUACGGACAUGUCGUCGACCGGACGGUGAUGAUUGCAAGACCUACCAAGCUUAGCUCGGGAUCCAUCGUGGGUCCCGGCACCAGUAUUGGGGCUGGAUGUGGCAUCAGAAGCAGUGUGGUCGGUCACCGAUGCCAUAUCGGCAAAAACACGGAAAUCGACGGCGGUUAUAUCUGGGACGAUGUCACCGUGGGUAACAAUGUCAAAAUCUCCCGAGCCAUCAUCGGAAAUGAGGCCUGUAUAGGAGACGACUGCACGAUUGGAGAGGGUGCCUUGAUCUCUUACGGAGUAAAAAUUGCCCCUGGUACUACGGUACCACCUGGAUCCCGGAUUUGCCAGGGCCAACGAAGCCCAGAUAGUGACCCCAAAAAUGAUGCCUUGGUUGGAGGUCAGACAGGAGAAAGUCAUGCUUAUGUCGAAGACGAAGAAGACCCCUUUGGUUCGAGAGUCUCCAGACUGGUAUACGAAAGACCAGAAUUCGCCGACUCGGCCUCGACCCUGGAAUCAGAUCUUUCUGAAGACGAAGUGUCUUCUUUGAACGGAUCAAGAAGUCAAAGUUUCGCAACGUCCACGUCUGAUGAGGAUACCACCGACCGAUUCCAACACGACACAGUGGCUAUUCUGGUGCAGCGAAUGCAGGAGGGCCAGCAAGCUGAUGAUAUGCUGAGCGAACUUAUGGGCCUCAGAUUUAGUGGAGGGGCUGACGAGACGCAAGUGCGCAAGGCCGUCGCCGUGGCAAUUAUGAAGCAUAUCCACGGCGAAAUCGACGCUGGACUAUCGGCAGCUGAUGCCACGAGACGAGUUCUUACUGGAUACAAUACACUCAUCCGAAGAAAAGGGGGCCCCCAAACCACGGAGGAGCAAGUCUUAUUCCUCCUGGAUGCUCAAAAGGACCUGACACGGCGGAAAGAAGGCGGCAAAACUCUCUUAUUUGUGGUCAAAGACCUCUACGAUCUUGAGGUGUUUGGGGAGGAAGCAUUCACUGAUUGGUGGGCUGAUGAGAGAUCGCAGAGUGAUCCUGAAAUGGCUGCAGUAAAGCAGCAGAGUUCACAAUUCAUCGAGUGGCUGGAGAAUGCAGAGAGCGAGAGUGAAAGUGAGGAAGGUGACGACUGA